UCCCCAGGCAUAGAGUGGUGAGACAGGGCCCAGUGAGAAGACAGUGAGUUGGGACAAGUGCAGCACUGCUGGGCUAGUGGAGGGAAACGUGUUCCCAUCUCAAUAUAUCUCAUAGCAGCACUACAUUCCCCUUGGGGGAGACUUCCUGUUCAGUCCCAAUGGGUUUCGAGGUCCUACUGGAUCAUGUUGGAGUCCUAGGAAGAUUCCAGAUCCUUCAGCUACUUUGCUUUUUCAUCAUAAUUCUUAUAGCAUAUCCCCACGUUCUAUUGGAGAACUUCACAGCAGCCGUGCCUGAGCACCGCUGCUGGGUGCGCAUCCUCGACAAUGGCACGCUCUCUGACAAUGGCACUGGGCUCCUCAGCCAGGAGGACCUCCUGAGAAUCUCCAUCCCACUCGACUCCAACCUCAGGCCAGAGAAGUGCCGGCGCUUUGUCCAUCCCCAAUGGCAGCUCCUCCACCUGAACAGCACCUUCUGGAACCUGAGUGAGGCAGCAACAGAGCCCUGUGUGGACGGCUGGGUGUAUGACAAAAGCUACUUCCACUCCACUAUUGUCACUGAGUGGGACCUAGUAUGUGAGUACCAGUCAUCCAAAUCUAUAGUUCAAGUAGUAUUUAUGAUUGGGUCACUGCUGGGCGGUCUGAUAUUUGGCCAUCUUUCAGACAGUUUUAGAGUGGACAAGACCCCAAUCCCAAGCUAUGGUAGCAAUGUUCACUUCCUACAGUACUGGGCAGAUGCUCCUGGGAGGACUGGCUUUUUUCUUUCGCAGCUGGAUCACACUGCAGCUGAUAUUAUCCAUACCUCUGUUGGUCUGCUGCGUGUUAUCAAGGAUGCUGGUAGAGUCUGCUCGGUGGCUGGUUUUUAGCAAUCAGCUAGAAAAGGGCUUAGAGGAACUUAGAAGAGUUGCACGUAUAAAUGGAAAGAAGAAUGCUGAGGAGACCCUGAGCAUUGAGGUGAUCUGAGAAGGGGGCUGAUUACUGGGAAUGGAUGAUUUGAACUCACAAUCCUACUAUUCUGGGUCCUUUAGGCAUAUCCCAAAUUAGAAUUUUCUAAGUGAGAAGAUAUUUAUUUUUGGUUU
This is a messenger RNA of Dipodomys ordii (Ord's kangaroo rat), 1076 nucleotides long. RefSeq names its product solute carrier family 22 member 24-like. The record is from RefSeq and is a predicted model, not a curated record. Bases 159 to 863 code for a protein of 234 amino acids. The transcript is spliced from 4 exons. NCBI's taxonomy places the organism in Eukaryota, Metazoa, Chordata, Mammalia, Rodentia, Heteromyidae.